UCACUGUGACCUGAAGAACCGGACCGGAACUAAAGAGAACCGGAAGUGUCGUCGGUUGUUCGUGAUCCCGGACAGGCGGCGGGACAGUUUUGUUCUCAGUGUCGUACCGCGGCGGAGCUGCAGUCCAAUGGGAGACAGCGAUGACGAGUUCGACAGGAGGAGGCGGGACAAGUUCAGGAGAGAGAGGAGCGACAUGGAGCGGUCGAGGGAGAGAGAGGAGAGGAGGAGGGACGACUGGCCCGACAGGGACUGGGACCGCGGCAGGGAGAGGAGGCGGGACUACGAUCGCGGGCGCAGAGAGCGUUUUUCUCCCCCCCGACACAUCAGCCCUCAGCACAAACGCAUGAGGAGAGACUGGGACGACCACAGGGGGGAGCCAUACCGUUAUGACAUGCCGUACGGAGGAGGCGGCGGUCCGUUUCCGGGGGCGGGGCCUCAGGGUUGGCACCCCGACCUCCCCCACCUGCACCCACAUCAUGGAGGUCACCCGCUGCAGGGCAGGUUGGGGAUGGUGGAUCCAGACCUCCCUCCUCCUGGUCCUCCCACCAUGAGGAGCUUCAAGGAGUUCCUGUUGAACAUGGAGGACAGCGUGGACGAGACUGAGUCGGUGAAGCGCUACAAUCAGUACAAGUUGGACUUCAGACGGCAGCAGCUGCAGGACUUCUUCCUCCAGCACAAAGACCAGGAGUGGUUCCGGUCCAAGUACCACCCUGAUGACAUCACAGCCAGGAAGGCGGAGUCUCUGGCCGCCCUCAAAACCCGACUGGGCGUCUUCCUCUUCCUGCUGGACACCAACUGGCUGGACAACGUGUCUCUGGACAUGGAGCACGCCCCCGCCAUCAUCAAACUGCUGGACGCAGCUGUAAUAAAGAUGGAGGGAGGGACAGACUUGGACCUGCAGGUCCUGGAAGUACCGUCUGCUUCUGCAGCAGCUGGCGGGGAGGCGGCGAGCUGCAGCGUCGGAGCAGGAGGUGGAGCAGCAGCAGCAGCAGGAGGAACCGGAGGAGGAGGAGGAGGAGGAGGGGAGAAGACUCCUGGAGAUCCCAGCAGUCAGAGCACUCAGCUGGUCUCAGAGACGACAGGGAGUCGGACAGAGGAGGCGACCAGCAGGGAGACGGUGGAGACUAAAGCGUCCGUCAAGGACGCUGAAGAGGAGGCCAAACAGAAUGGGGAGGAGAAGGAGGACGAUGAAGAGGAGGGGGAGGAAGAUGACGAGGAUGAGAAGAAGGAAGAGGAGGAGGAGAAGAUGACAAAGAAAGGCAGGAAGAGGAAACGCAGCGUGUCAGCUGACAGCGGCGAGGGCAGCGCCUCCGAAUCUGACUCCUCCCACUCUGAGGGAGAGAAGGAGGAGGACGAGGAGAAGGAGGAAGAGGAGGAGGACAGAGAAGAUGAGCGUCGUAAAGAGCGAGGGAAGGAGAGAGAGAAGGAGGCUCCGGCCAAGCCCCGCCCCCUACACCUCACCACCUCCCUGUUCAUCAGGAGCAUCCCGCCAGAGGUGUCCAAGGAGGAGAUCACAGCUUUGUGUCGCAGGUACCCGGGCUUCUUGCGGGUGGCGCUGUCGGACCCUCAGCCUGAGAGGAGGUUCUUCAGGCGCUGCUGGGUGACGUUUGACCGCAGUGUGAACAUCAAGGAGACGUGCUGGAACCUGCAGAACAUCAGGCUCAGAGACUGUGAACUGGCUCCGGUGGUCAACAGAGAUCUGUGUCGACGCGUCCGCACCGUGAACGGGCUGACUCACCACAGGCCGGUGGUGAGGAACGACAUCCGGCUGUCGGCCCGGCUCGUCCACAGUCUGGACCAGAAGGGGGAGCUGUGGGCCGGACAGAUGGAGACCAACCCUGUCCUGAAGAACAUCACAGACUACCUGAUAGAGGAGGUGAGCGCUGAGGAGGAGGAGCUCACCGGAGCCUCGGGGGGCAACGGUGACGUCGCAGGGGACGCCAAAGACCCCGCCUCCUCCUCUGAUGUUACCGUGGAGACCGACGACAAGCUGCUGAAGGUGCUGGACCGGCUGCUGCUCUACCUGCGUCUGGUUCACUCUGUAGAUUAUUAUAACUUCUGUGAGUAUCCUGCCGAGGACGAGAUGCCUCAUCGCUGCGGGCUCAUCCACGUACGAGGACCCCUACCUGUGGCCAAGAUCACUGCAGCCGAGGUGACUGAGCAUCAGAAGAUGUGUGAGGAGCGUCUGGCUCCUCUGCUCUCGCUGUCAGAGACUCUGAGUGAAGAAGACGCCACCAAGCUGGGAAAGAAAGAGCCGGAACAGGAGGUGGAGAAGUUCCUGGCAGCCAACACUCAGGAGCUCAGUAAAGACAAGUGGCUCUGUCCUCUGAGCGGGAAGAAGUUCAAGGCUCCAGAGUUUGUGCGUAAACACAUCCUGAACAAACACGGAGACAAAGUGUCCGCCGUCAGACAGGAAGUCCAGUUCUUCAACAACUUCCUGCUGGACGCCAAGAGACCAGCUCUACCUGAGAACAAGCCCCUCCCACCACCAGCACAAGCCACUCCUCCUGGUAUACCAGGGUUUCCUGGUCAGUCGCCACAGCAGCAAAGCCUUCUGGGAUAUCCACCUGGAGUCAGACCUCCGAUGCCCGGCUUCCCUGGCGGAGGACCUCCCUACCCUCACAACCAGUUUGGGGCAGGUCGUGGUAACUAUGACAACUUCAGAGGUCAUUUAGGAGGCGGAGGAGGAGGAGGAGGGGGAGGAGGGUUUCCUGGGAAGCAGCGAAACAGCAGGGGCGUGCGAGGGGACCCGCGGUCGAUCAUCGAGUACAGAGACCUGGACGCUCCCGACGACCUCGACUUCUUUUAAACACCAUGACAACGUGAAGCAGCAGGAUGUUUUUUUU
Molecule: messenger RNA, 2846 nt
Organism: Acanthopagrus latus (yellowfin seabream)
Lineage: Eukaryota; Metazoa; Chordata; Actinopteri; Spariformes; Sparidae
Product: serrate RNA effector molecule homolog
Exons: 21
Coding region: 128-2809 (893 amino acids)
Biological process (GO): mRNA processing; primary miRNA processing
Cellular component (GO): nuclear body
Molecular function (GO): nucleic acid binding
Source: RefSeq, a predicted model, not a curated record